GAGAGUGAAGGAGUUUGCGUGCGUGAUUUGUUUUCGUGCAUACGCUGAGUCGCGACACUUUUUUCAUACUAACCUUAUAAGAAAACCCUCCUACAUGAACAGUUUUACCCAUUUUAAACCUCUCCCCUCUGCUGGAAUGCAACUGUAAAUGUCAUGAUGUAUGAUCCACGCAGGUAGCGGAGAGCAGCGCUUGUUGGGUCAGCAGGGUGUCGACAGGUAAGCGCAGGAAACGGGGCUGCGCCUUUGGUUGGAGGUCCGUCUUCAGCCGCUUUUCUUCUAGUUUUCACCCGGUUCUACUGCCCUCUCCAUCGGCCUGAAGUCUGGUGUUUACCGCGGCAGGAGAAAUCAUGACGGAGGAGAAAAACAUUUCCAACGAACUGUUCGAGAGUGUGCGGGAGGCAGUGGGCCGGUCGGUGAAACUGACCCUGAGGCGCAAAGUCCAGCUGGAGGUCAAAGGUGACAAGGUGGAGAACCGAGUACUGGCUUUGGCCUCACAUCGAGCCUACCUACUGACAGCACGGGUUCCUUCUAAGGUUGACCAGUCAUUCAACUACUUGGAUAUUCAGGGAAUCAGCAGCAACAAGCCCACUCAGCUGGUUUUAGAGCAUGAACGCGGGCCUUGGAGCCUCCGGCUGGCCUCGGUGGAGGAGGUGGAUGAGGUGAUCGCUCAGAUCGGCAGCUGUCUGCAUCGGAUCUGCCCUGCCAUCUCACCUGUGAAGAUGAUGAGGAAGUUGAAUUUGAAACCUCCUGAGAGGUUAACCUCCCUGCUGACCUUCUGGAACGAGCAGAGUUCAGCCGAUUUAGGACCCUGUGGUGGCUUUUCUCAUCAGUACUGGUGUGUGUGUGACAGCUUGGGUCUGCCAUACAGAGAGGAGGUCCAAUGGGAUGUUGACACCAUCUAUUUAAGUCAAGACACCAGAGAACUGAACCUGCAGGACUUUGUUCAUCUGGAGAACAGGGAUCUUGUAGCAAUCAUCGCAGUUUUGGAGUAUAACCAGUGGUUCACCAAACUGUCUGUCAAAGACUACAAACUGUCUGCAGAUGUGUGUGACCAUAUUUUCAGAGUUGUUGCUCGAUCCAGCCGACUAGAAGAACUGGUUCUGGAUAACGCUGGGCUCAAAAGUGACUUUGCUCAGAAACUUGCAGGCGCUCUGUCACAUAACCCAUCCUGCACGCUGCACACACUCAACCUGAGCAACAACUCCCUGGAGGACAAAGGUGUUUAUGCUCUGAGUGCCCAACUAGCCAAACUACCAAUGGGUCUGAAGCACCUGAACCUCUCAAAGACUUCCAUGUCUCCCAAAGGUGUGAACAGCCUCUGCCAGGCACUGUGUGCCAACCCUAUCGUGGCCUCCACCCUCACACAUUUGGACCUGUCAGGGAACUCCCUCAGAGGAGAUGACCUGCAGAAUUUGCAAAGUUUCCUGAGUAACCCAAACUGUCUCCAAACUCUGGAUCUGUCAAACAGUGACUGCUCCCUGGAGCUGGUGUGUACAUCUCUCUGCAGAGGAUCUUUGAAACAUCUUGCUGUUCUUAACAUGUCAAAAACCGUCUUCUCUCACAGGAAGUGUAAAGAAAUCCCUCCAUCUUUUAAACAGUUUUUCAGCAGCGCUCAGUCUCUGACUUCUGUGAGUCUGUCAGGAACCAGGCUGCCACUGGAGGCUCUGAAGUCGCUGUUGUUGGGCCUUGGUUGCAACCCAAACCUCAGUGAUGUUUCUCUGGAUCUCAGCAGCUGUGAUCUGCGUUCAGGAGGAUCCCAGAUUUUAGAAGGCUGCAUCGCAGAGAUCCCCAACAUUUCCAGUCUGGAUAUUUCAGACAACGGUUUGGACAUGGAUCUCACCACCCUUCUGGUGUGGCUGGCCAAAAACCGCUCCAUCAGGCACCUUUCAUUGGGCAAAAACUUCAACAAUAUCAAAUCUAAAAAUGUUGCUCAGGUCCUGGAUAAUCUGGUUUACAUGAUUCAAGAGGAAGAGUCACCUUUAAAUUCGCUGUCCCUGGCUGAUUCCAAGCUAAAGGCUGACCUCUCCAUCGUGCUAAACGCACUCGGCAGCAACACCUCUCUGAUCAAGCUGGACAUCAGUGGAAACUCCAUGGGAGACAUGGGGGCCAAGAUACUGGCCAAAGCUCUGCAGAUCAACACCAAGCUGAGGACCUUAUUGUGGGACAGAAACAACAUUAGCCCCCAGGGUUUACAGGACGUAGCUGCUGCUUUGGAGAAGAACUACACUAUUCGAUUCAUGCCUGUUCCUAUCAUGGAUGCUGCUCAGGCACUGAAGGCCAAUCCAGAUAAGACAGAAGAUGCUUUACUAAAGAUGGAGCAGUACCUGCUGAGGAACCAUGAGACGCGUAAAUACCUGCAGGAACAGGCCUACAGGCUGCAGCAGGGAAUAGUCACCACCACCACACAGCAGAUGAUGGACAUGAUGUGUGUGCGAGUCCAGGAUCAUCUGAAUUCUCUGAGGUUCUCAGAGGCCAGCCCUGUUCAAGAUGACAUGAAGCAGGCAGAGAACCUCAUGAAGGAUGCAAAGAACUCCAAAACUCUGCUCCCCAACCUGUACCAUUUGAAAACUAGAGGUUCCAAAGUUACAUUUGUCACAGCCAUUCAGGAUAAACUGGAGUCGAUGGCUGGAGAGGUGGCAACCGUGAUGGACGAGCAACUGCAUACCAUGCUGGUGUCUAUGGUUGAUGCUGCAGAAGGGCUUUGUCCUCAUGUGAUGAAAAGGAGCGGCCUUCGUCAGGAGCUGCUUAAGGCUGCUACAGGGAGGAUGACCAUACCUUGCAGCUUUGUCACCAACACGCUUCUGGAACAGUCCGGCGUGGACAUCAUCAACAAAAUCAGUGAAGUAAAACUUGGUGUGGCGUCCUUUCUGUCUGAUCGCAUCGUUGAUGAGAUCCUGGAGUCUCUAUCUAGAUCCCAACAUACACUGGCCGACCACCUGAUCAGAAAGGACCAUCCAUUGUUCCACCAAGAACCCCAGUUAGAGGCGGAAGUUCUAGAUGAGACAGUUCUACAGCCAGAGAACCAUGACCACAAGUCCGACCGAGACAAGAAAAAUGGACUGAAAGAUGUGGACACCUGCAUGAUGACGCCUAAAUCCAAGAGGAAGAGCAUCCUUGUCAGAAUGCUGCGGCCUGUUUCUGUGGCAUUCGAGAUGGAGUUUGACUUGGACAAAGCUUUGGAGGAAGUUCCAAUCCACGUUGAGGACCCACCUCUCCCGUCUCCUCCUCCCCAAGCAUCCGACGGGUUGUCAUAUUACGAAGAUCUACCUCCACCUCCUACUCCAUCAGAGGGGAAGUCUGAGUGUUUGGGAGAGCUGCCACAGCUGGAGCUGAAAACGUUGGAACAUCGUACCAAAUCCCGACCCAGACCGAAACAGAGAGCGAGACCCAGCAGACCUCCACGACAGACCACCAGAAGCCCAGUACCACCUGAUGCUGAGCAGAACAGCUCCAUAGGAAAGCUGGAUGAGGGUCUUGAUGACUUCUUUUCCAAGAAAGUUGUUAAACUCAGUUUUAGACUUCCCUCGAUGAAAAGUACCUCCACAGAAAGUACAGAUAAAAAACGUGAAUCCAGGAAGAGCGGCUUCUUCAACCUCAUUAAAUCCCGAACGUCCCGAUCUGAGAAGAGCCAUGGAUCUGCCGCCAUCACACCACCUCAACCUGGGCAAAGCAACACCAACACUAGCACACAUACUUCCACCACCAGCCCGGUGACUGAGGACACCCCACCUACAUCUCCAACACUACAUGUAAAAACUCCAACAGCUGCAGCUGAGCCUCAAGAAACCCACAGUGCACAGUCGCCGAACCACACAGAUCCUGAGUCUGAAGCGCCUCAGACUUUUAGUGAACCUCUAGAGGAGAGAGAAAACCAGAAGAUGGAGAAUAAGGAGAACCUGGAGAAGACAGGAAGCCCUCCUCAGAAGGAGAAUACAGAGAAGAAGGAGAACACACCCAUACACCGCCAUAUAGGGGUUCCUGUGAUGGAAAAAGAUCUAAUGGCUGAGAUGAAGGCCAGACAAGAAAAAACAAGGCAAGACAAAAUGGCUGAAAAGAAGUCUGAUCCCUCACCCGUCGUUGACAGAGUGGACUCGGACAAACAGAAGACGGAUGUCCAUCCUGCAGUCUCCACAGACCCUGAAGAAUGUAAACCUGAGCCCAUUCCCAGAGCUAAACCACCGAGCGUUACGCCCAAACCAGCCCCACCCCAGACUGCUAAACCCCCGCUGGUUUCUCGCACAUCUGGACCCCUCAGUCCAACCAGCCCCAGGCCAUGUAACAUCUCUGUUCUAGAUGACACUGUAGAGUCUCCGGCUCUCUGUGUAUCUCCAAAAGCACCACUUCCUGCUCCUCGUCUGAAGAGGGCGCCAUCAGAGCAAGACAGAGAAAGCACAAGCAGCGGCUCCGCAGGACUCCUGUCUCCACUUGAGGGGGAGUUUCCUGCAGAUGGCGACACUUUUGACCAGCCCAGCAUCACAGGUACAGAUGAGGGCAUAAGCGGCCGACAAUGGUCGUCCCUCAAGAGCUCAUCUAGUCCUCCAUCUACCAACGAGGAAGAACGGGAGCGCACCAAGUCCCUCCCUAACUAUGUGAGGAUGCCAUCUCAGACAGACACCGAUCUGAGUCCAGCUGACAGCGAGGUUUCUAAUUUGAGCUCUGACCUCAAGUCUAACAACAAAUCUGAGGACGAGUCCGGUGACGACACUCCUUCAAUGUGAUCCUUGCAGAAUGAUGCAUCUUUUGAAUCUCCUUCCAUCGGUGUUCAAGAAAAAAAUAAACAUUCGGCGUCAGUCGCGUACAUGAAAAGAUUUCAUUUCUGUUCCCUUUUAAAGUUUUACAACCCGUGGAAAAGCAUAAUAUGUUUUCUGAAUGCCUUCACUGAUGAUACUAGCUCUAAUAGGGCCAUUAAGACCAUCUAUGAAGGUUUUAGGAGAUGAAUGCAAAUAUGUCACACUUGAUAUUACGAAAAGCUAAUUAAACCCAAAGCACUGGAAAAUAUAUCUAAAAGAAACUUUCUAUGUACAUAUGGGUGUAGUUUAAAACUGUUCAGCUUUAUUCAUUCCUGUAAAACUGACUCAUUGUGGUAGAACAAAACAAUUAGGAGAUAUUUGUAAGGUUUUGUCACAGAGAUGGUCUAAAAUCAAUAUUUUGUGUUUUCUUAUCAUUCUAACCUGACUGCUGUUACAUAACACUGCCUUCAGCCAUCUUUGGCUCUGCAUACAAAAAAACUGCAAUACUCAAGAAUUUAUAACUGGGUGUUUAUUGGAUUUAUUUCUAGAUAUGAGCUUGUCAGAUUUGUAUUAUUUCUUUUACAUAAAGUUAAUGGAGGUUAUGUUGGGACAUAGUGGUUUUAAUCUCCUGGGUUCUUGAAUCUUUUUUGUUCAUAUUUGGGGCCAAGUCUUUCAUUUAGCAUCAUUAUGGAUUUUUUUUGUUUGUUUGUUUAGUUCAAAAUCAUUUAUUUUUCUGGUUAGACUGAAAUUCUUAAGAUUUUUAUUUUGGGGGGAAAAGUUCAUCAAACUGUAUUGUAAAAUAAAAAAAAUGUUUCAGUGUGUGUCCACGUCCCUGCUGACAAAGUUACACAAAUGUUUCCUAAUAAAACACAGGGGAGCAGUUGUUUCUGUUUUGUUUUAUCAACACUGCUGCUGUAUCCUCACAAUAAGUUCAUCAUUAUAUACUUACGCCCUCAUGAUGUACUGCUGCACUUACCUAUGUAUUAUACAUCUAUGUACAUAUGUGGUAACUUUUGUUCUUUAUGUUUAGGUAGUACAUAUUUUAUUAUUUUAUCAGGAAUAUUAUGUUAUCCUGUGAAAAUUGUUGAUUUAGCUUGGUGAUGGUUUUCAUUUUACUGGAAGUGUAUUAUGUUGCAUUUGUUCUUCAGUUCCAGUUAAAAAUAUAUUUUUUUGGCCAUGUAUUUUGUCAUAUUAGCCUGAAAAUGUGACAUAAGGCUGUGUUUGUGUGUAUGUUCAUGUUCCUAUCAAUAAAAUGAUUUAUUUGUCACACAUUCAUU
This is a messenger RNA of Cyprinodon variegatus (sheepshead minnow), 6007 nucleotides long. It is a transcript of the gene carmil1, whose product is annotated as leucine-rich repeat-containing protein 16A-like. The transcript is spliced from 38 exons. Gene Ontology annotation, biological process: cell migration; regulation of Arp2/3 complex-mediated actin nucleation. Gene Ontology annotation, cellular component: lamellipodium; plasma membrane. The coding region runs from base 348 to 4718 and encodes 1456 amino acids. Lineage: Eukaryota; Metazoa; Chordata; Actinopteri; Cyprinodontiformes; Cyprinodontidae. The record is from RefSeq and is a predicted model, not a curated record. Gene Ontology annotation, molecular function: protein binding.